This is a messenger RNA of Neodiprion virginianus, 3488 nucleotides long. RefSeq names its product protein real-time (gene retm). Lineage: Eukaryota; Metazoa; Arthropoda; Insecta; Hymenoptera; Diprionidae. The coding region runs from base 294 to 2312 and encodes 672 amino acids. The record is from RefSeq and is a predicted model, not a curated record. The transcript is spliced from 15 exons. Gene Ontology annotation, cellular component: cytoplasm.
CGGGAGCAGCGACAUCUUAGAUUUGCAAUCAGACGUGAUGUCAGCUGUGAAGUAGCGAUGGGUGUGUGUAUACGUGAUAGUCGAUUGACUACGCGACCCCGUAUCGUUCGUUAAAUUAGAUACGACGGCGACAUACGUAAACAGAUCGUAUCGAAUAAAUAGUGAAAAAUUAUCGUGAUUAUUUUUUUCUCCUGCAAAUCCACUCUCACCAAAUGUCACAUAUUUUGUAAAACGAAUAAUAUCGGAAAGGUGAAACUAUUAAAAACAGAGAAGGAAACACUUCAUUCAUCAAAAUGGUUCAACAUUAUCAAUCUCCAGUACGAGUUUACAAACAUCCUUUUGCACUUGUUAUGCUGGCGUACGAAAGAAGAUUUCCAACAUGUCCUCAAAUACCCGUUUUCGUUGGAUGUGAGGUAACAAUGGAUGAAGAGAGCAAUGGUGGGGCGAUAAGGAAGACUGAACGACGUUGUAAACUGAAUGUAGAGGCGCCUUAUAUUCUGAAAAAAAUAAUCGGCGUUGACUUUGUCUACUUUAUCCAACGCAAUGUUCUUGAUAGACGCAACAGCAUUUUGGAAAUUGAAGCGUGUAACGAAAGCUUCUCCAACAGAGUAGGCGUUGUAGAAAAAUGUAAAUAUUAUAUUCACCCAGAAAAUCCAAAUUGGACAUGUUUUGAGCAAACGGCUAGUUUGGACAUAAAAAAUUUCUUUGGAUUUGAAAACUCGAUGGAAAAGUUAGCCAUGAAACAAUAUGCCCAAAAUAUUGCCAAGGGAAAAGAAAUAAUUGAAUAUUUCGUAAACCAAUUGAAAGAAGAAGGCAUAACAUACGUAGAACCCUGGACUGAUCCUUCGCCACAGAAAGAUAUUGAAGUCAAUGUUCCCAUCAAAGGCGAAGGAGAAGCUGUAGGUAAUAAAGAACCCGAUUCUGAGACGAAGCUUCCAAGCAGCCGAGACAUGCAACUUUCGUCGGAUUACAUUGCAAGAUAUCUAGGAAAACUAAAUAUGAUGCAAGAGAGUAGAUUGGUACAGUUGCGUCAUAGUAUAGAAGAAUUACGCGGCAGUUCAGUUCCAGCAGAUGCUACGCUGCUUAGAUUUUUACGCGCUAGAGAAUUUUCAGUCGAAAAAGCCAGAGAAAUGCUAACGCAGUCGUUACACUGGAGAAAGAAGCAUCAAGUUGAUAAGCUUCUGGAUGAUUACGAAGCCCCGCAAGUUGUCAAAGAUUACUUUCCCGGAGGUUGGCAUCACUUUGACAAAGACGGCCGCCCGCUUUACGUUCUACGAUUGGGUCAAAUGGAUGUUAAAGGGUUGCUGAAAUCAAUCGGGGAAGACGAAGUCUUGUUACUGGCUUUGCACGUCUGCGAAGAGGGUCUGCAGCUAAUGGAUGAGGCGACAACAAUUUGCGGCUAUCCUGUGUCUCAGUGGACGCUACUUAUAGAUUUAGAAGGUCUAAACAUGCGUCAUUUGUGGAGACCUGGUAUUAAGGCAUUGUUACGAAUAAUUGAAAUCGUCGAGGCCAAUUAUCCCGAGACAAUGGGUCGUGUAUUGAUUAUACGAGCUCCUAGAUGUUUCCCGAUAUUAUGGACACUUAUCAGCACCUUUAUACACGAAAAUACGAGAAACAAGUUUGUAUUUUCUUGUGGUACCGAUUAUCAAGAGCAGGGCGCUGGAGGUCUGACCGAUUACAUCGGUCAGGAUGUGAUACCAGAUUUCUUAGGUGGUCCAUCAGAGACAUUCAUAGUAGACGGAGGUGUCGUGCCAAAGCAGUUGUAUCGGCUAGAUCUGGAGGUUGGUGCUUCAACGGAACACGAGCACAGCCUUUAUCAAUCUAUAAGUCUCAGUCGGGGUCAAGUCCAUAAUGUCGUUAUACAUUGUAACGAUCCAGGAGCCGUGCUGACGUGGGAUUUUGACGUCAUGAGACACAACGUGACAUUUACCGUACUGCGUAAAACAAGAAACAGUAUAUGUGACGACGCGGGUGGACCGAGUCGCUCGUCUUUCACUAACGGUGAACUAGACGCUGCCGCAACUAAAGAAUGGAAGGAAGGAAUUGAUUGCGUAAAAGUUGAACCCAGUGUAUUGUGUCAUGACGGGGAAAGUAUUCAGGGUACUCACAUAAUGCAAGUAGCAGGAAGUUAUAUCCUACAGUGGCAGUACCAAGAAGAUCAAACCGAACGACUACCAGCAAUUACAUCUCACAAGGCCCAGCUUAUGUAUUUCCACGAAACUCUGCCGUCGGUUCAGUACAGAGGCUCGAUGAUGAGUUUGCAGUCAGCAAUUAGCGGAAAAUCCAUCGCUAGUUCAUCUUUGUCCAGAUGAGAGACAAUAAUUGCUGAAGAUUGUAGCCACGUACCACUUGACGAUGACGCCUAAACAAUCCGAUGUAAACUACUUAAUAGCUUAAAGUCGACUAGCAGAAUUAAUUGCUACGUGGAUUCACCUUAGAACAAUAUAUGAAAACAGUCAGGUCGCUGAUUAAAUUAUAAUUUUUUUUUUUUUUUUUUUUUUUUUGCAACAAAUUUGAAGUUACGUACGAUACAUCAAGAAUGAAGGAUAUUUCUAGUGAAAAUACGAUUUACAAAUCUAGAUCUAUGAAUAGUGUUUUGUAAACUUUUCUGUUAUAUAUUUUUUUCUUUUCUUUUUUGUUUUUAUCUUUAGGUAUUACCUAAUAUUAUCGGAGUGAAACAGUCUUUUCAAAGAAAUUUUAGACUUGUUUGGCGUUAGAUGUAAUUAGACAGAGUGAAGUGCAGCUAGCUAAAAAAAAAAGAAAAAAAAACGAGUAUAGUACCUACAUUCAAAUCUCUAAUCAUCAAUUCGCAGAAAUGUUUUAUUUAUGUUCGUUUUUCUCCCGUUUUGGAGAUUUUAACGUUCAGGCAGAGUUAUUAACGAAUAGUGCAGAAUCGUUCUGUUUACUGUGCAAAAGAGGAAUAAUAACUUGGUGAUAUGAUGAUAUAUCUAAAUAAAUAUUUUAAAUUCAGUAGUACGAAAUUGGGGUCGUUGUAAUAAAAUUUACAAAAGAUAUAUGUAACACACGACAAAAUUUGGUCAAAAGUGAAAAAAAAAUUAUUUACACUUCCCCCACGCUGCGACUACAGUAAUUUGUAUGUAAAUAUACACAGACUUGCUAUAAUCAAUUAAUAUUGAAGCAAUAUUAUAGAAUAAGUGAUAAGAAUACAGACCUACUUUUGAGCCAAUAAAUACUGGACUAUAAGGAAAAACACACACAUAAUAAUGUCCUAUAAAUGAUACGGGUGAAUUGAUAUAAUUAUUCGGUAUCAAGCAAUAAUGGAGUAACGAGGAUGAGAUGGAAAAAAAAAAAAAAAUACUAAAAAUUGAAAAACCGUAUCCAAUAAAUGUUUCACGUAUGUCGAUACCUCGCAAUAGUAAAGAUAUGAACAAACUCAAUGUACCAACAUUUCACAAAAAUGCAACACAUGUACAAAGAGGCAGAAAACAAAUAACCAAAAAACAAAAAAAAAAAAAAAGAACGAAAAA